AUGGCACAGCACGAACGCGGAUACAAGGGCCCCCUCAUGCAACCGGGCAUCAUCCUGCUCCGGGAGGGCACCGACACGAGCCAGGGCCGUGGCCAACUCAUCAGCAACAUCAACGCUUGCGAGGUCAUCGCCGACGCCGUGCGCACCACCCUCGGGCCCCGUGGCAUGGACAAGCUCAUCAUCAACCACAACGGCCUCGCCACCAUCUCAAAUGAUGGUGCCACCAUCAUGAAGCUGCUGGACAUUGUUCACCCUGCUGCUCGCACCCUGACCGAGAUUGCAAAGUCCCAGGACGCCGAGGUUGGCGAUGGCACCACCAGCGUUGUGCUGCUGGCAUCAGAGUUCCUGAAGCAGGCCAAGCCCUUCAUUGAGGACGGCGUGCACGCUCAGGUCAUCAUCCGCAGCUACCGCCAGGCAACUGCACUCGCCCUCAAGUACAUCCGCGAGAUGGCUGUGACGGUGAACAAGGGUGACAAGGAUGAGCUGCGCAGCAUGCUCGAGAAGUGCGCCGCCACCUCCCUCAGCUCAAAGCUGGUUGCGCGGCAGAAGUCGUUUUUCAGCAACCUUGUUGUGGACGCCGUGAUGCUGCUUGAUGACCUCCUCCCGCUCAACAUGAUUGGCAUCAAGAAGGUCCAGGGCGGCGCCCUCGAGGAUUCGCAGCUUGUUGCUGGCGUUGCGUUCAAGAAGACAUUCAGCUACGCUGGCUUUGAGAUGCAGCCCAAGCACUACGAGAACCCGAAGAUUGCUCUCCUCAACGUCGAACUCGAGCUCAAGCGCGAGAAGGAGAAUGCGGAGGUUCGCAUUGAGAACGUGAAGGAGUACCAGGCUGUUGUGGAUGCGGAGUGGGAGAUUCUGUACGAGAAGCUUGACAAGAUCUACGCCACGGGGGCCAAGGUUGUGCUGAGCAAGCUGCCCAUUGGCGACGUGGCCACCCAGUGGUUUGCUGACCGCGACAUCUUCUGCGCCGGCCGCGUCCCAGACGACGACAUGCAGCGCACCCGCAAGGCCUGCGGCGGGUCCAUCCAGACGUCUGUGAACAACCUCACGGACGACGUGCUUGGCCGCUGCGAGCACUUUAAGGAGCGCCAGGUUGGCGGCGAGCGCUACAACUUCUUCACAGGCUGCCCCAAGGCAAAGACCUGCACCAUCAUCCUUCGUGGUGGCGCUGAGCAGUUUAUUGAGGAGACGGAGCGGUCCCUGCACGACGCCAUCAUGAUUGUGCGUCGCGCCAUGAAGAACGACACCGUCGUCGCGGGCGGCGGCGCUAUCGAGAUGGCGCUGAGCAAGCGUCUGCGCGACCAUGCCCGCACCAUUCCCGGCAAGCAGCAGCUCCUCAUUGCCGCCUUCUCCCAGGCCCUCGAGGUCAUCCCACGCCAGCUGUGCGAGAACGCUGGCUUUGACGCAACGGACAUCCUCAACAAGCUUCGUCGCGAGCACGCCGCAGGCCCCUGCUGGUACGGUGUUGAUGUGCACAAGGAGGAUGCCUCGGACAACUUUGCUGCCGCCGUCUGGGAGCCAGCCAUCGUCAAGAUCAACGCUCUCACUGCUGCCUCUGAGGCCGCGUGCAUGGUUCUCUCUGUGGACGAGACGGUCAAGGCACCGACGUCGGACGUGGCCGGAGCCCAGGCGCAGGGCGGCGGCCACCCAGGCAUGAUGCCUGCCGGCCGCGGCCGCGGUAUGCCCGCUCGCCGAUAA
This is a messenger RNA of Salpingoeca rosetta, 1695 nucleotides long. Its product is annotated as chaperonin subunit 1. NCBI's taxonomy places the organism in Eukaryota, Choanoflagellata, Craspedida, Salpingoecidae. Gene Ontology annotation, cellular component: chaperonin-containing T-complex. Gene Ontology annotation, molecular function: ATP-dependent protein folding chaperone; ATP hydrolysis activity; ATP binding. The transcript has 16 exons. Gene Ontology annotation, biological process: protein folding. The record is from RefSeq and is a predicted model, not a curated record. The coding region runs from base 1 to 1695 and encodes 564 amino acids.